ACAUGUUGCUUGUCGGCCUAAGAUACACUCUGAUUUUAGCCAUUAGCGGCUGUUUUUUGAUACCAAUCCGAGGAGCUCAAGCUGAAAUUGACCAGGAGUUGCCGCAUCGCAUCUACCGACUCCUAGACGGGCUCUCCGGCGGACGAAGCCUCAGUGCCAGCUCCACAUUCGCCCUGCUCCUCUCGCAAUUCCUGAUAAAACAGAAAUUGCGAUACGUGGCGCCCACGCGUUAUGAACGGCAACUCUACUACCAUCUGCUGCACAGGCUGGAGCACAUCAGGGACCGAUCGGGAAUGGUUAGGGAUCGAGGAACCCAGGGUGAAAUCCUUAGCAUUGCUUUUCAAAAAAACAUUUUGCUGCUGCCACCCUCGCUAAGAUUGGGGGAACUGAAUGCCAAUGGAGAGUACGAGCAGCUAGCGGAAGUCUAUUCAAAAGUCGUUAACGAGGGACAGCCUAAUCGGACUCAAUCGGAUUUCUGUCUCCGGGAGAUUGUGGAGAUGAAACCCCCUAGCUGCAAGUUCCACUCUGAUGAAUGCUUGGAGCUAAUGGCCAGCGAUGCGCCAGCUUACGGAUACCAGAGGACCCACCAGGUCCUCCUGCUUUAUGUGCUGCAGCACCACGUGUGUGCCCCCCGCCUGAGCCCACCUCAGGUGUACGAACUGCUGGCCAGGAGUCAGUGCGAUGAGGUGGAACGCGAACAGAAUGCCAUCCGGAGCCUGGGGCUGCCAGCUGUAUAUCGCGAUCUGUAUCUGGAGCAAGCAACCAUCUGCGGAUUGUUUGGCUACAAUGAGUUUGUCAACUGGCGCAACGUAAUGGAAAUUGGCAGCUGGCUUGCAGGGGACUCGCCGAAGGAUAUAUUGGCUGAUGACGACGAUAGUCAGCACAUAAGCGAUCUGGCCUUGGUGUUCUACAUCAAUGCAUUGCUGCUGCUGCAUUAAGCCCCAUAACGUAUCGAGUGCCCCCAUAAUUCUUGCUUCUGCUUGAUAAGUUAAUAAAGUGCCGCUUAU
This is a messenger RNA of Drosophila ficusphila, 1007 nucleotides long. RefSeq lists its product as uncharacterized. The transcript is spliced from 6 exons. Gene Ontology annotation, cellular component: cytosol; membrane. The record is from RefSeq and is a predicted model, not a curated record. Lineage: Eukaryota; Metazoa; Arthropoda; Insecta; Diptera; Drosophilidae. The coding region runs from base 3 to 938 and encodes 311 amino acids.